Molecule: messenger RNA, 1254 nt
Organism: Blumeria graminis f. sp. triticale
Lineage: Eukaryota; Fungi; Ascomycota; Leotiomycetes; Helotiales; Erysiphaceae
Source: the annotation of a GenBank genome assembly
GCUUGCGAUCCCACAAACACGACCAAAUUCGUUUCCAAGGACAGUUAUUCAUUUCCCAUUCCUUUUCUGAGAAUUAGUACACAACCCUUUUUAGUUUUAACUAAUUUACCUCGUUUUUGGGUGCGCCACUCUAAGCUACCCGUAAUCAUGGCGGAGUUACAAUUGAAAGAAACUCCUCUAAAUGAGGUGCAGAUAGACGCCUUGGUGGUUAUGAAAAUAAUCAAAGCUUGCUCUACAGCCUUUCCAAGCACAGCAUUUGGCUCCUUGGUGGGUAUGGAUCAGGACAAGACCCUCCAAGUUACAAACUGCUUCCCUCUUCCGAGCACCGAGAUAUCUUAUUCGGACUCGCACUCCAAUGACCACGCUGCUGCAUCAAACCUAGCUGCUGCUGCUCCACGCUCUAAAUCAAAUACUACGUAUCAAAAUGAAAUGAUUAAAUGCUUGCGUGAAGUCAAUGUUGACGCAAAUAGUGUAGGGUGGUACACAAGUGCAAAUAUGGGGAAUUUCAUUAACUCUAACUUCAUCGAAAAUCAAUAUCAUUAUCAAAAGGAGGUAAAUGAAAGGACAGUUGCUAUAGUUUAUGACGUCGGAAAGAGCUCGCAGGGUGCCCUCUGCCUACAAGCUCUAAGGCUGUCUCCGACAUUCAUGGCAGCAUACAAGGAGGGCAAGUUCACCACAGAAAUAAAUAGUUUACAGAAGUCUAAAUUUUCUUACAAAGAGAUCAUGGUCGAAUUACCUAUCAUCAUUCACAAUUCUCACCUCUUAACCUCAUUCCUUCAUCAACUUCCAACCAUCAUUCCAGCAAAGUCACAGAUUCCUGCAAGUCUCUCCGAAAUAAAUAACAAACAAACACCCAUUCCUCUGUAUCCGAACAUGGAUUCCCUAGACCUUUCUAUCGAUCCAUUCCUCGAAAAAACUUGCGAUCAGCUACUGGAUAGUAUCGAAACACAUCACACUGAACUUAACAAUUUCCAAUACUUUCAGAGACAAUUAGCGCGUGAGCAGACUAAAAUUACUGCAUGGAAAACAAAACGCGCAGCUGAAAAUGUGACUCGAGUCUCCCAAAAACUGCCACCAUUACCUGAGGAUGAAUGGGAUAAAUUAUUUAAAUUACCUGCCGAACCAAGCAGACUUGAUAGUAUGAUUAACGCCCGGCAAGUGGACCAAUAUUCACGACAAGUUGAUGGCUUCACUGCUACUAUCUGCAGCAAGAUGUUUGCUGUCAAAAGUAGUCUCCUUCCAGAGUCAUCGUAA